Molecule: messenger RNA, 3440 nt
Organism: Menidia menidia (Atlantic silverside)
Lineage: Eukaryota; Metazoa; Chordata; Actinopteri; Atheriniformes; Atherinopsidae
Source: the annotation of a GenBank genome assembly
AGCGCGCAAGCGGCCAAAAAGACUUCCGCGACGCCAGUCAAGACCGACCCAAAGCGAUAGCACGAGAGCUGGAGGGGGAUUUCCAGCUCGAGCCCUCACUUCCCGAAGCUGCAGUUGUUUUGCUUUCGGUCUGAAUGCUGAAAGAGAAAUCAACGACGGCCACCAUUUCCAAUUUCCACUUAAAACCUCGAACUACUUGUCCAACUUCGGCCCCAUUUGUUAUUCCGACGGCGGCACUGUGAAGCAAUAGGCCGUCCAAACUGAACAGGCCACCAUGCCGGUAGAGAGAAUGAGGAUGCGGCCAUGGCUGGAAGAGCAGAUCAAUUCUUGCCAGAUCCCAGGCCUGAAAUGGGUUAACAAGGAGAAGAGGAUCUUCCAGAUCCCGUGGAUGCAUGCAGCCCGUCAUGGCUGGGAUCUGGAGAAAGACGCCCCGCUCUUCAUGAGAUGGGCCAUACACACAGGUAAAUAUCAGGCAGGUGUGGACCGCCCUGACCCCAAGACAUGGAAAGCCAACUUCCGCUGUGCCAUGAACAGUCUGCCUGACAUUGAGGAAGUGAAGGACAAAAGCAUCAAAAAGGGAACUAACGCCUUCAGAGUUUAUAAGAUGCUCUCAUCCUCAGAGAGGAGCUUGAAAAAAGGAAAGAAAAAGAUGGACAAGGAUGGAAAAUCAAAAGGAAAUAAAGAGGUUACAUGUCCCUCCCCAGACAGAACCCUUCUCGAAGCUUAUGCCACAUCCGCUGACUCCAUGAACCCAGAUGUGCUGAAGCAAGAAGCUAUGGAAAUCACCGUGUCAAACAGUGGACCAGCCAUGCACAGCUCGGGAGAAGAUCAUGUGAUCAACAGCGAGCAGCUGCCCUAUGUCUGUCAGACAAUCGAAGUUACCACCGAGAAUGAAGAGCAGACCGUCAGCUCCUCCCACUCGUACCCGCUCCAGAUAUCUCCUGUGUCUUCAUGCUGCGGUAGUGACACAGAGAGCGACAGAGAGGACCCCAAAGAGCAUGGAGUUGGGGUGCGCUGGAAGAGGAAUUGCAGCUCGUCCGUUCUCAGAAUACCCUCAUGUUCCCUCCCCAGCAUGGCAACCUUUGUCAGCCCGAGCAAGCCCAACUUCCUUGUCACCAGCACCAGGGAUCCUGCCCCCCUCAUCAGCUACCACAUGGAUGGGUGGACGCCUGGCUACGACCAGAACUCUGUGGUGUCCCCGACCGGCAGCCACAACCACGAGAUGCGCGCCAGUGUCAUUAGAAAAACCUCUGACGUCACUUCUUCCUGACCCCCAAGGGGGGAGCGUCAUCUCUGCCUUAAGGGGAGCGCGGAAGAAACUGAACAUUUGGGUUCUCCUUCAGAGCUGUAAUGGGCCUUUUUGAUGAAAAAGAGAAGGAAAAAAGAAAAAAAAUGGAGGAAAACUUCCAGAACUUUAGAUUUAUUAUUGCAUCUGUCUUGGUCGACUGCUUCCAAAGUUCACUAAGUGCUCAGCGUUCACGGCAGAGGGAAGUAAGAGUUUCCUGGCAGAGCUAUUAUGAUGUCCCCGCUGCUUUGUGAUACCAAUUUAGCAUGAUAAAAAAAAAGCUUCUUGCCAGACGUUUCCAGAGCUUUUAAUGCCUAAUGAAAAUGACAAAUGCAAUGUUAUCUCGAUUGGGCUACAUUGAGCUGUGCUGUGAUUUGAAAAAGUCACGCAAAACUGACAUUUCCUUGAGCGUUCCAAGCACUUUCCUGAUGUGUCAGAGUGAAAUGCUUCACGGUGGGCACCUGGAUGGAAGCGCUCAAAGAGGGCGAGAAGGAAAUUGUAAUGGGUGGAGUUUGCAAUAUCAAAAUCAGCAUUUGUUUUUUAUCAGAGUAAAGAAUGACAUUCAUUCACCCCAUGGUGGAAAGCAGGUGUGUGUGUGUGUGUGUGUGUGUUUGUGUAUUUGGAGAGCUCUGGCUGUAUCCUGCCUUCCACAUACAGGUGGACUGACAGACUGUGAAAAUUUCACCAUGUCUCUUCCAGCCUCCUCUAAAAUGUACAUAGCCAAUAUGUUUGUAUGUAUGCCUGCAGCUGCUUUUUAGCACCUUAUGACAGUACUUGUCUGUGUGGUGUGAGUGAAACAGAGUUAGAGCAAAGCCUUACAGAAUAUAUGUGCCUUCUGACUGUGUAACUGUAUUCAAACUAUCUGUGCUUUUAUCCACCGGGAAAGUCGUGACGAUUUCCCCCCUGUGUAUAAGGAGCAAGGAUGGGUUGAGCAUUUCUAUCGCUUUGUUUUUGUGAAUGAGAGAGAAUCUUGGAGGUUUGCAUUGGAACUUUAAAAAGAAAAGUUUUAAAAAGUACAAUAGAGAAAAGACCCUGGGCUAUUUCUCACAGCGAAAAUUAUGCCGUGGCUACCGGGAAAGAGGAGAAGGUUUAAGUGGCUGACAUUUAAUUUAAAAAAAUAGUUACGUUAACACAUUGAUUUCCCCAGCUUCAUAAAAUUCAAACUCUUUGAGACCACAAAUGUUUGCGAAAAGCCCCUCCUGAGUUCCAGUAGCACAUGAGCAGCUGGCAGGUUCAAGCACAGUCUGCAGGAGGAACAGUGAAGACAGUCCAUAAUGCAACACUGGAUGCACACAAGUAUCGUGGCGAUUUACUAUUUUUCUUUGUUAAAAUAAAACUCAUAGGAUAAAAAGGGUGGGUGUCUUAAUACAUGUGCCUUCUUUGUUAGAACAACACACCCAUAGUUCUACUUUUUUUUUUUUUAAACUCGGAUUAUGAAAUAGUUUCUCAAAAGUCUGUGAAAGGUGAUGACUAAAUUAGUGUAUAUUGAUAAUUUCAUCCGUCACAGCUAACGUCUUCCUUCUGUUUUGGACCAACGUCCCUGAUAGCCUCUUCCAGUGAAUACUAGUGAGUGUUACCAUGUGCCACACUACACCAAGUGUUGUCUGCCAUAUACAGGUCCAUUUUUCUCGCCUUAAUAAAGCCCGAACAGCUUGUUUAGAUUAAAAAAAAUAAAUAAAAAUAAAAAUAAUUUCUGCUUCAUUAAAUCGGCAAAAGGGACUUCAAUACAGCCAAGAUGUCAUCAGUGAAAUGUUUUUUUUUUUGUAAAGCAUAAGGUUUUAACAGCAUGUCACACUUUGUCUUCUGUACAGGAAUAAACAAAGAAAGAAAGACUACAUGUGAAUUAACAUGUACAAAUGAAAUAAAGGUGUUUUUUUUUAUUUAUUCUCACCCCUUUGAGAUUUACGACCCCUGAAAAGAGGUCACAUAGCUGAGGCUUUAUCUUAUGUGCUCUAAAAGAUCAGAGUCCAGUUUUAAAGCACCCAAGCCUCUGAGAGUACUUGUUUAUCUGUUGCUGUUGAGUGAAGGGAAAAAAAUAAGUCCACUUAAUGCAAAGUCCUCCAAAAUGAUGCUUCUUGUCUCUCGUUUAUGAGACAAGAGAGAAAGAUUUUCUACUGUAAUGUAAUCACUAUAUGAGAGCAAGUAUUGUGUGUGU